CCGCCACGCCCAAAACUUUCUAUUUAAACAACCCGGCGCAGCAACCCCUUCCCUCUCGCUGCUCCUCGCCUCAACACUCUUGGAGCUCUCGAGAGAGAUUAUCGCGCAGCUCGCUUCGUCCCGUCUCCAUCUCGGCAUCCCCUGUUCCUAGCUUACUUCGUAGCUCCCUCCAGCCCAGCCAUGGCCGCGGACUCCCCCUUCGACUGCGUCCUCGUAGGUAAGCAGCAGUGGAUCCACGAGCUCGCUCGUUGUCCAUGGCGACCGCGCUCUUCUCGGCUCUUGCCGACAGUUCGUGUCCCAGCCGUUGGCCGGUUGGGUUGCCGGGCCACCAUCGUAUAAUAAUAAACUCAGGCGGCUCCUCUCCGGCGCGUGCAGACCUCGACGACACGCUGUACCCGGGCGACACCGGCAUCGGGCUGGCCCUGAAGCGCAACAUCGACGAGUUCCUCGUGGCAAAGCUCGGCGUCACCGCCGAGCGCGCGGCCGCGAUGCGCGUCGAGCUCUUCCGCACGCACGGCAGCACCCUCUCGGGCCUCAUCGCGCUCGGCUACGAGGUGCACCCGGAUGAGUACCACAGCUACGUGCACGGCAGGCUGCCGUACGACAGGAUCGCCGCCGACCCGCAGCUCGCGCGGCUGCUGCAGAGCAUCCCGCAGCGCAAAGUGCUGUUCACGAACUCGGACCGUGCGCACAUGAAGCGGGCGCUACAGCGGCUGAGCGUCGACGAGGCGUGCUUCGACGCCAUCGUGUGCUUCGAGACCAUGAACCCGCACCUCUUCGGGGAGGCGAGGGAAGAGCACGCCAACGCUGCCCGCCCGGUGGUGGUCCUGAAACCGUCGGUCGAAGCCAUCGUGGCGGCCAUACGUGUCGCCGACUCUAACCCACGUCGAACGCUCUUCCUGGACGACAACGAGAGGAACAUCGCCGCCGGGAAAGCUCUCGGCCUCCGCACCGCCCUGGUUGGCAAGAGGGUUAGGAGCAAGGAGGCGGACUACGCGCUGGAGAACAUCGGCAACCUCCGGCGAGUCAUCCCGGAGAUAUGGGGCGUCGCCGGCGGCGAGAGCAGUGGACAGCCGGAUCUUGGCAUCGACAAGAAGGGUAUGAGGUCCGACCUGGAGUCCAUCAUCCAGCCAGCGUCGAUCCAGGCCUAAUUUGAUUCCUUAUCCUCAAUAAUUAAUCAAGGGAUAGGAUGGCACUAAUAAAGCCCACUCACUUAUAUAUCAUGUAAAUUAUUCUGAUCCCGGAUGUGUGAAUACGUGUACCUAGCUGACAGUCAUGUACAUUUCUGAUCAGCAUUAUGUAAAGCAAGUGCAGGACGAGUCAUGUUUCAUAAUAUUACUGGUAUGUGAUCGUUGUGUGUU
Phragmites australis (common reed) is the source of this 1361-nucleotide messenger RNA. RefSeq names its product suppressor of disruption of TFIIS-like. The record is from RefSeq and is a predicted model, not a curated record. The transcript is spliced from 6 exons. Bases 255 to 1151 code for a protein of 298 amino acids. NCBI's taxonomy places the organism in Eukaryota, Viridiplantae, Streptophyta, Magnoliopsida, Poales, Poaceae.